AUGUUUUUUCUCCCACCAGCAGAUAGCGUAUUUCGAAAGCGAAAGUACUUAAUUAAUGCGAAUACAAAUGCAAAAGAGAAGCAAGUACGCCAAUGUAUAUCAUGUUACAAUGUAUAGCAAGCUAACUUUUAUGGUUGUAUGUUUGUUGAGUUAACUAGCAUGCUAGCUGCACUGUUUACAUGCCUGUAUUAGUUCCAAUGACAACUAGCUAAUAGUUUCCUUGUAUUUCAACACAUAGCAAGUUAGUUUGUUCACAUUGCUUUAGUUAAGACCGUACAAUGACCGGUGCCUCCACUUUCAAGUAAUUGCUGGUCUAAGUGAUGUUCAGAUUGACCGGUCUGUAUAGUAUAGUACGCAGGGCAGUCUGCAAUGGCACAGAGGACAUGGUGAAAGGCAAAUUCUUCUACGCUGUGAGGAAAGGAUUAAAACCUGGAGUUUACCAAACUUGGGAUGAAUGUAAGAGCCAAGUUGACAAGUUCCCAUAUGCCAGCUACAAGAAGUUUGCAGCAGAAAAGGAUGCCUGGGCAUUCGUCAGAAGCGUAGCAACGUCGAUAACUCCAGACGUAAAAGAGGGAGCCAGCUAUGAGGCAACACUCCCUAGAAGAGCACCGGAGGCCAUUGAGUAUAUACCCAUUUGUCAGAAGCGGCACUAUUGUCACAUAGACGAGGAGGGGGUGUCCCCUGCCAAACGAGCCAAACCGAGUCAAGACAGCAGCUCAUCUUCAAAAAGCUCUGAUGGAUUCACCUACAUUGGUGAUGCAGUGGUGGUGUACACAGAUGGUUGCUGUUCAGGCAAUGGGAAGGCCGGGGCCCGAGCUGGCAUCGGAGUGUACUGGGGACGUGACCAUCCUCUGAAUGUAGCUGAACCACUGGAUGGAAGACAGACCAACCAGAGAGCCGAAUUACAGGCAGCAUGUAAAGCCUUGGAGCAGGCCAAAGAGAUGAACAUCAAGAAGUUGGUGCUCUAUACAGACAGCAAGUUCACAAUAAACGGUGUCACCAGCUGGGUGAAGAACUGGAAGCUGAACAACUGGCGACUCAACUCUGGUGGCCCCGUCAUCAACAAAGAGGACUUUGAAAAACUUGACGUGUUGAAUGAAGAGCUGGAGGUUGUAUGGUUGCACAUCCCAGGCCAUGCUGGGUACCUAGGAAACGAGGAGGCCGACAGGCUGUCCAGAGAGGGAGCAGCGAAACACUUAGAUUAGCCAAACGGAGGUUAUUGAACAGCCCAUUGAACAUUUUUGUUUCUAUUAAAUAAAGUCUAAGAUGCAUCCUGUU
This is a messenger RNA of Coregonus clupeaformis (lake whitefish), 1278 nucleotides long. Its product is annotated as ribonuclease H1. Lineage: Eukaryota; Metazoa; Chordata; Actinopteri; Salmoniformes; Salmonidae. The coding region runs from base 321 to 1205 and encodes 294 amino acids. The record is from RefSeq and is a predicted model, not a curated record. The transcript is spliced from 8 exons. Gene Ontology annotation, biological process: DNA replication, removal of RNA primer. Gene Ontology annotation, molecular function: nucleic acid binding; RNA-DNA hybrid ribonuclease activity; magnesium ion binding.